CAGACGCUGCCUCUUCUAUCCUCUGCCCGUUCACAUCAAUCAAGACCUCCAGAACAAAAAGCAACAUCUCUUUUAUUGUCCCCAUUUCUUUAUGUAACUGCAUCAUAAUACGCAGCCGAGCAAUCAAUCAAUCCACUGUUGGCUUCGCUUCUAAUCCAACCAACCAGCUAGCAAUGUCAAACUCUGAUUCAUCAUCAUCCUCCGUGGCUGCUCGUGGCCGGUUGGCCGUUCUCGCUGCUCACCUUGCUGCUGCGGUCUCGAUUUCUCCUGCCGUUUUGGAGCCCCAGUGUGUCUCCGCUCAUGUCUCUCCGCCGGGAAACUUACAGGGCACUCUCACUGUUAUUGAUGAGAGGACUGGUAAGAAGUAUCAAAUUCAGGUCUCUAAACAUGGCACCGUCAAAGCCUCUGAUUUCAAAAAGAUAUCAGCUGGAAAGGAUGACAAAGGUCUCAAGCUUUAUGAUCCAGGCUAUCUCAACACGGCUCCUGUUCAGUCAUCGAUUUCUUACAUCGAUGGUGAUGAGGGUAUCCUCAGAUAUAGAGGCUAUCCAAUAGAGGAGUUGGCUGAGAGUAGUACCUUUUUGGAAGUCUCCUAUCUCAUAAUGUAUGGGAACUUGCCAUCUGAAAAUCAGUUAGCAGAUUGGGAAUUUGCUAUUUCUCAGCAUUCAGCUGUACCACAGGGCAUUUUGGAUAUUAUACAGGCAAUGCCUCAUGAUGCACAUCCAAUGGGCGUGCUAGUUAGUGCAAUGAGUGCUCUUUCGAUCUUUCAUCCUGAUGCUAAUCCUGCUCUUAGAGGGCAAGAUCUUUAUAAGUCCAAACAAGUGAGAGACAAACAAAUUGCACGCAUUCUUGGGAAGGCACCAACUAUUGCGGCAGCAGCAUAUUUAAGGUUGGCUGGCAGGCCUCCAGUUCUGCCUUCCAACAACCUUUCUUAUGCAGAGAACUUCUUGUACAUGCUAGAUUCACUAGGUAAUCGAUCAUAUAAACCUAACACUCGACUUGCUCGAGUGCUAGAUAUACUUUUUAUACUGCAUGCAGAGCAUGAGAUGAAUUGCUCCACUGCAGCUGCUCGGCAUCUUGCAUCAAGUGGUGUUGAUGUAUACACUGCUCUUGCUGGGGCUGUUGGAGCAUUGUAUGGUCCUCUUCAUGGUGGAGCAAAUGAGGCUGUGCUUAAGAUGCUGAAUGAGAUUGGAACUGUUGAGAACAUUCCAGAUUUCAUCGAGGGGGUGAAAAACAGAAAGCGAAAGAUGUCGGGUUUUGGACAUCGGGUAUACAAAAACUAUGAUCCUAGAGCAAAAGUCAUUAAGAAGCUAGCAGAGGAAGUAUUUUCUAUUGUCGGUCGAGAUCCUCUUAUUGAGGUGGCAGUUGCUUUGGAGAAGGCUGCACUAUCUGAUGAGUAUUUUGUUAAGAGGAAGCUAUAUCCAAAUGUGGAUUUCUACUCUGGAUUAAUAUAUAGAGCAAUGGGAUUUCCAACGGAGUUCUUUCCUGUUUUAUUUGCAAUUCCUCGAAUGGCUGGGUACUUAGCACACUGGCGAGAGUCACUGGAUGAUCCUGAUACAAAGAUAAUGAGACCACAACAGGUGUACAUUGGGGCAUGGCUGCGACAUUAUAUGCCGCUCAAAGAACGGAUGGACAAGAGCGAAGCAGAUAGGCUAGGUCAGGUUUCUGUUUCAAAUGCCUCCAGGCGACGACUUGCUGGAUCUGGGAUUUAGGCUCUCCGUCAAUGCAUUUAAUAUUUCAAUCUGUGAAAGGGAGGUGGAUAAUAAUAAUAACUAUAAUAAUAAAUAACAGUGAAAAACAUAAGGAUGAAUAAAUGCAACUUUCCUAAAUUUUUUUCGCCUGAAAAUAAUUAGGCUUUUGUUGGAAGCACAACUGUCAACGAUUUGCUGUGUCUUUGUAUUCAGAAACAAAUUUCAUUUUUAUAUUUUUGUAAUUCUUAGCUUGAACCGUGUAAUGUUUGAAUUUAAUGCAUUUUAUUUGAUUUGAUCU
Molecule: messenger RNA, 1986 nt
Organism: Manihot esculenta (cassava)
Lineage: Eukaryota; Viridiplantae; Streptophyta; Magnoliopsida; Malpighiales; Euphorbiaceae
Product: citrate synthase, glyoxysomal
Exons: 13
Coding region: 174-1709 (511 amino acids)
Biological process (GO): carbohydrate metabolic process; tricarboxylic acid cycle
Cellular component (GO): mitochondrial matrix
Source: RefSeq, a predicted model, not a curated record